Durusdinium trenchii is the source of this 5013-nucleotide messenger RNA. Lineage: Eukaryota; Dinophyceae; Suessiales; Symbiodiniaceae. The record is from the annotation of a GenBank genome assembly.
AUGGAUGCCACUCAAGCCAAGCGCUUCGGUUGCUCCGUCACGGCCGGACUUGUGGCAGGUUUCAUCACCAAUCCCACCGAGACCAUCAGAGUCAGAUGGCAGGUGCUCUCGAUGACGAGCUCUGGUGAAACAGGCGGCCUCCUGCAGUUUGCCCGGCGGAUUAUCGCCUCUGAGGGCCUGAUCCGCGGCUUGUGGAUGCCGGGCUGUAGCGGCUGGAUGGCAAGCUUUGGAGGUGCCUUCGGUGUUCGGAUGGGCAUCUACGAAUCGGUUCGAUGUGGAAUCGAAUCCACCACAGGCCUCAGUAGGAGUCCGAAGACAGCUUUUAUGGCUGGCUUGUGUACAGGAUCCAUUGCGAAUGCCGUUUGCUGUCCAUUCUUUCAAGCUAAGAAUCGCUUACAGGCUCAGGGUGCAGCGACGCAAAGGGGUGGUUUGUUGCAAGAGCUGGUGGCUAUCACGAAAGAGAGUGGCUUUACAGGCCUAUACCGAGGAGUACCAGCACUCUUCAUGAGGGGCGGACUCAUAGCUGGUGGGCAGCUCUUUGGCUAUGACACGACCAAGCGCUUCAUGGUGUCCAAGGGCGUCCAAGAGGGCCCGGUGGUGCACCUCGCGUCCUCCAGCGUCUCGGCCGUGUCGGCGGUGAUGGCCUCCGCGCCGGCCGACGUGGUGCUCAAUCGCUACCAGGCAGGUCCACGCUUGGGCAUCAAGUACCCCUCAUUGCUGCACGUGGCUUCGGAGCUCUUAAGGUUUGCAUGUCACUUGCAGGACCGAAGGGCCUUUGGCUUUCUACAAGGGCGUGGUGCCCAACGUGGUGAAGUUUUUACCGUCGCUCCGAUGCGGACCGGACGGGACGCGUGGCGGGACGCGUGGGGCCAAACGCACGAGAGUAAGGCAACUAUAGGCAACUUGAAUGAAGCCAUGAAAUGGUUGCUGUUGAUACUCCUGAGGGCCAGCAGUGCCAGUCACCUUCUCUCGAAAUCAGAUGAUACUGGUACUGUGUGGGAAGAAGACUCUGAAAGGUGUGGGAUGAACGAAAUGAACAACCUUCUUCAGAUUAGCGUGGAAGUUGAGUUUUUUGCGAAUGCCGUGAGCAAGAAUGCGCUUCGUGCUUUGCCACACAAUCUCUCAGAUUGGCCUGUACCGUCGCAGAGCUUGUCAUUGCUGGUUGCGCCCUUGCAAGCUGUGAAUGAGAGAUUGAACGAAACUCAGUCCUCCAGGCUUGUGAUUGCAGAGCCCACCAUGCCUACACCGUUCAUGACCUUGCAGCAUGUCAGCAACAUUCUGGUCGCCUGCACUUUUGUGUGCUUGCUUUUCCUUUGGGCAAAUGUUCUUUGUCGUGGCUUGCCCUGCAAAGCGACUCAGCAUUCUAGUGUGAAGCACGGAUGUCCCACCAGCUGGGUAGUCUUCAUGGGGAUGGUGUAUACCUUCACAUAUUUCACGACCGACCAAUAUGUGCCAAGCCUUCCUCAGAUGGGUAUUGACUUAUCCGGUUCUCAGGCACUGAUGAGCGCCACAGUGCAGAUGAACUUCGUAGUGAAAGCAGUAGCUGGUAUCUUCACUGCUGGCUUAUCUGAUCGGAUUGGCCGAAGACCCACCCUUUUGGUUUGCAUGUUCUUGUUAAGUUUGGCAAGCUUUUGCUGCGGAUGCGCUGGUCGUGUGGAAUGGUUCGUAGCUGCCCGCAUUCUUCAGGGGAUUGGAGAAUCUGUCGAGCCAGUGAUUUUUGCGAUGACUCGGGACUAUUUUCCCAAUCCAGAGCAACGCUUCGGGAUAGUUGCUGCCUUGCAGAUGAUGUCCAUUGGUGGUAUGUUGGUCGCAGGAGCUACCCCCGGGGGGACGUGGCACGUGGCACGUGGCGCGGCGGCGGCGACCCGCAGACGACCCGCAGACAGGGCCGUGCCGGUGCUGCCUGCAGCCGAGUCCUGUGAGCGUGCGGCCAAAGCGGAUCGCAAUGAAUGGAUCUAUUUGGUGCCCAAGGAGCAGGUCCUUGCAGAGGCAAAAACUUUGGAGACUCGAGCCUCUUCGAUGACCGAGGAGGAAAGACAGCGAGAACUUCCCCUUUUGGGUUCCACCUUCGCUGUGAAAGACAACUUGAUGGUGAAGGGUCUUCCAACCACCAAUGCCAUGGACUAUCGAGCCCCCAGGCGUCCCCCGCUGGCACAUGAAAGUGCUGCGGUGGUGCAGAAGCUUCAGGAUGCAGGUGCCAUUGUGGUGGGUAAGACCAACCUCGACUGUGCUGCCACAGGCUUGGUGGGCGUUCGAUCACCGUAUGGCGCUUGUCAGAACGCGCUCGAUCGCUCCUUUCUGUCGGGUGGUUCUUCCUCCGGCUCCGGUGUCGCGGUGGCCUUGGGCCAGGUCACCUUCUCCCUGGGCACGGAUACUGCUGGCAGCGGCCGAGUGCCAGCGGCUUUGAACAACAUCGUCGGUCUCAAGGCAUCCCGUGGGCUUUUGUCCACCCAUGGGCUGUUGCCUGCUUGCAAGUCACUUGACUGUGUGUCGAUCUUCUCCUUGACCGUCCAAGAGGCACGCUACCUUCACUUCUUGGAGAUUGGGACUUCCAACUUUCGAACCCUGGUGGGUCAUCAACCACCCGAGCAAAGCGGCAUGAGCGUAGAGGCUUUGCCAUACUAUGUGGAAGAGCUGAGGCAGCGCUACAAUGAAAGCCAUCCAAGAGUGACCCUCGUCAAUGCAGCGCUACUGCCAGAGGCGACCAACUAUCGUGCGACGGCCUGGUUCGUGCAUCCAGAAAACCUCUCUACCUAUGGGCUUCCAGCGCACAUGGCUGGUACCACCCGCAUUGGUCCUGAGCCGCAUUGGGGGGUCUUGGAGCACCUGAAGAAGUUGGGCCUGGCGCAUUUGUUGGUCUCUCGACAAGUCCCUGCCCUUACGCUCGGCAAGUUGCUGGACUUGCACCAGGCUUGCCGACUGGGCUUCUUGAAGAUUGAUGCAGAGGGCAUGGACGAGCUUCUCUUGAGAGCCUAUGUGAAGUACCUGUGGGAGCACCCCCCAUGCUGGGCUGAUGGCAUCGAAUUUGAAGUGAAUCAUUUUCUGAAAAGCUCAAAGACCAUUGACGUUUGGACUGCCUUGGAAAGGCUUGGCUAUCGGAUGAUUAGCAUUCGAGAUCCUUUGGAAGCAGGCGUGGCGCGCAUGGUUCAUGAACCUCCUACGGAUGCCAGACACUUGGCGAGACCUUUGCCAGACAUGAUACCUCCAGCGCCACAGAUCCUUCACAUGCUCCUGCCUUGCUUCUUCAGCGAUCCUUUUGCUUGCGAAGCCACAGAAGUGGACUUGGAGCAGACGUUGCACCGCUGGCGUGCCACCCUGCCGGGCUGGCGCCUAAGAGUGUGGAGUCCCUCACGCCUGGUCGAAGCGCUCGCGAGCUUACCCGACGAGUGGCCCAUGAUCCUCACAGCCGAUGUGGGUGGCAACGAGGCGGUACCGGUCUUCGCUGCCAAGUAUCAGCUUUUGGCCUACUUUGGCGGUGUUUUUGUGCCGUGGUCCCUGGAGCCUCCACGUUGGCUCUCGGCUGUAUUGAGCUCCACGGCCUGGUCCAGCUUCCAGAUUUGGGACACUGGAAUCAACUUUCGCGUGAAGCACGGGCUGCUGAUCAUGGGCGCUGCCUUUCAUCCCGUGCUGCAAUCAUUGGCACAUAGCAUUUUUUGGGAAGCCGGCUACAGAAAGCCUGCGAGCCUCGCGGAACUGGAGUUGAGGCUUCUGAAAGAGUCUUGGACGUCCUGGAGUACAGAUCCAGUGCCCAUUGCGCAGACGAAUUUCAGCGCACGACGCCUUUGGGAACUGGCGGCCGCUGCGAGCGGCGCAGACCCUUGGGAUCGACCUGCCAAGGACUUGAAGCAAGGGCCACGGCUGCCACCUUCUGGCAAGGCAAGCUUUAGGUUCGGCAUUCCGAGCCAGCCCUUCCUGGAUUUCCACAGCUUUGGAGCUGCUUCCCAGGCUCGUGCGGCACUCUAUUCCGAAGCUUGGGAAAGGUCGGUGGAUGCCCUGAAAGCCAUUGGAGGAACCUGUGUGGAAGUGGAUUACGCGCCAUUCCAAGAGGCAGCAAAUCUUCUCUACCAGGGCCCUUGGGUCGCGGAGAGACUUUCCUCUGUGGCAGAUUGGGCAUCAGAUCCAGAGGUGGUGCACCCCAUCGUCAGAAAGAUUGCUGAACAUGGAACUGAAUGGUCAGCACAGCAGUGCUUCGAGGCCAUCUACCGGUUGCAGCAGCUACGGAUCGAGGCACAAGAAGCCAUGAGCAGCACCCAGGCGGAGGUGCUGGUGACUCCGACCGUCGGUGCGACCUAUACCAUCGAGGACGUCCUUGCAGAUCCCGUUGCUUUAAACACACAGCUUGGUCGAUAUACGAAUCACAUGAACUUGCUGGACCUUUGCGGCAUCGCUGUGCCGACGGUGCUGUCGAGCGAUGCGCCGUGCCUGCCGUUCGGUGUGACCAUCUCGGCCGCUGCGGGGCAUGAUGCCUUCAUUUGCGACAUUGCCCAGAGGCUACACGCAGCCUCCAAGCUCACAGUGGGAGCAUUGCAGUCCUCCGUCCAAGAUGUCUCUGCAGCUGUGGAGGCCACUCAGGGCAAGCACUUUGGAGCGUUGCCCGCCGAUGUGGAGACGUUUGAAGUUGCAGUUUGUGGAGCACACAUGGAAGGACUGCCCUUGAGUUGGCAGCUCACGGAGCGCGGCGGCCGCUUCGUGCGCCGAGCCAGAACAGCACCCAGGUAUCGCUUGGUGGCUUUUGACAUGAAACCACCUCGACCUGGCUUAGUAGACUCCAGCAGUGGUGCAAGCAUUGAGCUGGAGAUUUGGGAGCUUCCAGCUGCGGCUUUUGGGAGCUUCAUGAAGUUGGUGGCCUCACCCUUGGGCAUUGGGUGGAUCGAACUGGAGGAUGGCAGCCGAGUGCAGGGCUUCAGACAGGUGGAUGUUGGAGCGAACAGCACCGGGUUGGUGAACGCCGGAGGUGAUCCACCGAGUGAUAUCACCAGCUAUGGCUCUUGGAGGAACUUCCUGAAGAAGUGA